AUGACAGCCAUCUUGGAGCGGAUCAGCACACUGUCCCUCAGCGGGCAGCAUCUCAGCCGUCUCCCAAGGCUGCUGGAGGAUGGCUUCCCCAAGAUGCCUUGCACGGUCAAAGAGUACGAGGUACCGCAGCUCUUCCGUGAGCCGUACAUCCACACCGGGUACCGUCCCACCGGCCAGGACUGGCGGUACUACUUCCUUAGCCUCUUCCAGAAGCACAAUGAGGUAGUGAACGUAUGGACUCAUCUCCUGGCAGCGCUGGCUGUGCUGCUGAGAUUCAAGACGUUUGUGGAGGCUGAGGAGUUACCCGUGGACGCGUGGUCCUUGCCUUUGCUCAUCUUUGUCCUCUCCUCUGUCACCUACCUGACCUGCAGCCUCUUGGCCCACCUACUGCAGUCCAAAUCUGAGCUGUACCACUACACCUUCUACUUUGUGGACUAUGUUGGAGUCAGCAUCUACCAGUAUGGUAGUGCCCUGGCCCAUUUCUAUUACAGCUCUGACCAAGCCUGGUACGACAAGUUUUGGCUUUUCUUCCUGCCGGCAGCUGCUUUCUGUGGCUGGCUGUCUUGUGCUGGCUGCUGCUAUGCAAAAUAUCGGUACCGACGGCCUUACCCCAUCAUGAGGAAGAUGUGCCAAGUGAUCCCAGCCGGGCUGGCGUUCAUCUUGGAUAUCAGUCCUGUCGCUCACCGGGUGGUCAUGUGUCACCUGGGGGGCUGUGAGGAAGAUGCUGCUUGGUACCACACGUACCAGAUACUGUUUUUCCUUAUCAGUGCUUAUUUCUUCUCCUGCCCGGUCCCUGAGAAGUACUUCCCUGGCUCCUGCGAUAUCUUUGGCCAUGCCCACCAGAUCUUCCACACGUUCCUGGCCAUCUGCACCCUAUCACAGCUGGAGGCCAUUCUUUUGGAUUACAAGAACAGGCAGGAGAUUUUCCUGAAAAGACACGAGCCUUUCUCUGUUUAUCUCUCCUGCAUCUCUUUUUUUGGCCUGGUGGCUUUUAGUGCCUUCACAGCUUACAUCCUGCGAUGCAUGAUCAAGGCCAGCCUGGCUAAAAAGGACUCCUGAGAGUCAUGAACGUGAUGAGCAUGACAUCACCGGGGUAGUGAAAAAUCACGAAAAGGGGCGUAACAUAUUAGAGACAUAACUGUCUUAUUUGCCUAACACGCUGUGACUAACCGGGACGCUGGACUCGGGUAGAGGGCUGGAGACUUCAUGCUGGAUGCAUUUUCACAGCAGGGACUUCCUUUUGUCAUCCAGGGAGACAUGGGGUGUUUUAAGCCAGAACAAGUCAUGUAACCAAGGAUGCUGGAGUAGGCAGAGGUUUCUUGUUCAUUCUGGUAAAC
Balearica regulorum gibbericeps (East African grey crowned-crane) is the source of this 1337-nucleotide messenger RNA. The record is from RefSeq and is a predicted model, not a curated record. Lineage: Eukaryota; Metazoa; Chordata; Aves; Gruiformes; Gruidae.